This is a messenger RNA of Aegilops tauschii subsp. strangulata, 1739 nucleotides long. RefSeq lists its product as uncharacterized. The record is from RefSeq and is a predicted model, not a curated record. NCBI's taxonomy places the organism in Eukaryota, Viridiplantae, Streptophyta, Magnoliopsida, Poales, Poaceae.
CAAAGUGAUUCAUGAUCGAAAUCCGAAGUCGCUUAGUCAUCGAUGGCACAACAUUCAAGAGGCCAUCAACAAGUAUUGCAGCACAUGCAGACAAGUGCAAAACCGGUUUCCAAGUGGCGAGUCACUCUUCGACCUUUACGGAGAACAAACACUUCAUCUAUAUGUAUUGUUGGAUGAUGUAGAAUGGGCAAAGCAAGUGGCUGUCCUUGAUUGCCAAUUCCGUCAAGACUGCCAUGGUCAAUGAAGAUGAAGGUGGUGAUCCAAUUGUCCCAACACAAGAAGGGAUUUUUUUUUCAUGCAAGAAGAUGAUUAGGAGCCGGGGGAGGAAGUGGGAGGAAGAGUAGGAAAGGGCCGUGGCCAAGACGAGAAAUGUCCGUAGACAUCAUUACGAAGGAGGAGGCAAGUGUCACGUCCAAUCACGUGAAGGAGGGAAAGAAGGCACACAGGUUUGGUAUCUUCGCGAAGAUGCCAGAGACUAAGGUCACUUCGAAAGACACCAAAAUGUUGUUUGAAGUCUUCUUGAUUCGUAGGGCCAAGGAAUCUAAUAAGGCUUUUUGUUCGACCUUCUUGAUCUCUAUAGCUUAACCUCUGUUCUUAAUGAACUCUACUCUUCCUUACCUAUUCCCUCUUUCCAAAGUGGUGGUCCAUGUAAAUAUGAACAAUAAAUUUUGACUUUGUUUAAUCACAGUAGGAGCCUCUCAUGAUGUUCCCAGUUAAAAACAUGUCGAACGUGGAUCCUGAUGCGAUGAAGAUCACUGAAGAUGAAGGUGGUGAUCUAAUGAUUCCAACACAUAAGCCCCCGGCCGGAUCUCCGGCUCGUACCGACCUCGAGCGGUCUUCAUCUUCGGAAUCCGGCAGGUAGCCUUCUUCGAGAGAAGGGGGUGUGCCUAUUGCGCCGGUGACCUCUGUCCAACCAGAGGCACCGGACACUCUACAGGAAGCGCUACGAAGUGCUUCCAUUGUCGAGGAACACCGUACCCUCAUGGGUACGGUGGUUGAGAGGGUGCAGUCCGUUAAGAACGGACUGACAGAAGCCUGCACCAGCCUUCUAACAGGCUUUGAGGUAAGCAACGCAAUUAUGUAAAAAGAAUAUCACAGUCUAGACAGUAGCCCCUGGGACUCUGUUCGGUGUUCGGAAAGAAAAAGCCGGACAGAGGAUCAAAUAAUUUUCGCAGGAAACUAGCAAUACAUGUCUAUGUUGAAAAAGCAGGCGUUGCUGCUGGCGGCGACCUCCCAUGCUGCCGAAGUCUCCAGACUAAAGCAGAGUCUGGCGCGGGCCCAGGAAGAGCUCGGCCGUGUGAGAAAGCAGCUGGAGGACAAACAAGGAGCUGCGACAGAGGUGGAGACCCUCAAGGCCGCGCUAGCCGAAGCCGAGAAGAGAGCGGCGGAUGAACAGUCCGUCCGUGAAAAGCACGAGGCCAGGGUUGGUGAGGUCCAACAAGAGCUCCAGGACGCUGUAAAGAAAUGCGAGUCCUUGGAGCGCAAGAUUGCGGAUCAAGCGCGCAAGAUGCCCGGGUUGAAGCCCAGGGCGCCCCCCAGGAAAUCCAAGAGGCCAAGAAAAUUACGACGGGAGCAUUUGUGGAUCUGCCGUGCAGCAUUGCUGAUGCUGCGGAAUUAUUCCGUGCCGAAGAGGGGAGCUCAACGGAGAAGCUGUUUUGGUCGCAAUACCUUGCGCCAGAACAUCCGAUGCCCUUUAGCGAUCAGUUGAAACAGUUGGUCGAACUGCAUAGGGUGGCCGA